AUGACAAACACGGGCUUCAUCCGUCCGCCGCCAGAACACCUCGUCCAGGACGACUUGACCCUGCGAAGAUGGCAGCUCUCCGACGCGCGGCCUCUCUACGCAGCGGCGAGCAACUCGGCCGCCGAGCUGGCUCGGUGGAUGCCGUGGGCUGCCGACGGAUAUACGCUCGCAAAGGCCCGGCAGUUCCUCGACUCUACGACCCGAGCAUGGCAGAAGGGCGAGGCGUACGACUUUGCCGUCAUCGUCGACGGCCGCAUCAGCGGCUCGUUUGGGCUCAUGGCACCGGCUACCAAGGCGCCCGGCACCCUCGAGAUUGGCUACUGGCUCGCCGACGAAGCCACCGGCCGCGGAUUCGCGACUCGCGCCGCGUCGCUUCUGGCCACCACGGCCUUUGACAUGGGCGCCGGCCAUGUUCAAAUCAGGCACCAUCAGCUCAACCAUCGAAGCGCCGCAAUUCCCCGCCGUCUGGGCUUCAGGUCUCUGGGUCUUCAGAGUCUCGCUGCCGGCGAGCGUGGCGGAGAGGGCGUGUCUUGGUUGUGGCAAAAGGAUGUCGACGACGAGCCAAGAGCCUGCGUCGACACCAUUUGA
Molecule: messenger RNA, 588 nt
Organism: Metarhizium album ARSEF 1941
Lineage: Eukaryota; Fungi; Ascomycota; Sordariomycetes; Hypocreales; Clavicipitaceae
Product: acetyltransferase
Exons: 1
Coding region: 1-588 (195 amino acids)
Cellular component (GO): cytoplasm
Molecular function (GO): protein N-terminal-serine acetyltransferase activity; protein-N-terminal-alanine acetyltransferase activity
Source: RefSeq, a predicted model, not a curated record